Molecule: messenger RNA, 2505 nt
Organism: Cryphonectria parasitica EP155
Lineage: Eukaryota; Fungi; Ascomycota; Sordariomycetes; Diaporthales; Cryphonectriaceae
Exons: 3
Coding region: 1-2505 (834 amino acids)
Source: RefSeq, a predicted model, not a curated record
AUGUCCGACGGCAGCAGCAGCUUGUUCCUCCCACAGGAGGAAGACUAUAACGACUUCAUGGCCAUGCAUGACACCCCCGGCCCGCAGCCCGCCCGUCCUGCCUCGCCAAGCCAAGAUGACCAGUUCGCGGCCGCUGGCGAGGACCGCGUGGGUGACUUCGCCAGCACCCUGAACGAGUUUAUGGCGAUGCAUAUCAGCACUGCCUACCAGGCAGGUUCUGCAGUCUCGGCUGCGGCGACGGCGGGGGGCCAGACCGAGGGCGUCGACGCAGCUCAGCUCGAUGGGUCCAUGAACGACGCUGCAUAUCAAAGCUUCCUUGAUCUUCUGGCAGCCCACGCCAACCCACAGCACGCUGGCCCUUCACAGCUUGUUGACCCUUCGCUCGAGUGGGAUGACAAGCGUCUGGCCCAGGAGGCAAAAGGCUGGCGGAAGUGGUCUGCUUUGCAUCUGGAGGAUCUCGACCCCAAUGUCCCUGCUGAGGCCUGGUACAAGAGGCUUAGACAAGCAGCCUCCCACCUCGAUCUCCCAGAAUGGCCUGUAGUCGUGUUCGGUCCGAAAGACAGGCUCGAGAAUUUGUUCAAGAAAGAGCUCGAAAAUACUAUCCGGCAGGCCAAAGCUUCGUUCACUUGGGGUGCGCUGCUCACCAUGACCUUUGAGAUCCUCAUGACGAAGCUUCAAGUGCUGCCCAAACCCGGGACCAUCACCUUCGUUCGGACGUUACAGACACACACCCUCAUACAUUACAACGGUGGCGAAUUCAACGGCGAGGCCCCACUGCUGGUCGCCCAUGUUGGUCAGCCUCACUUCUCCGUGCGCAAGACACUUUACGCCCUGAACAUCCCUGGGCGCUACAAGUUAUUGGAGAAUGAGGGUUAUCGAAGGGUCAGCUCUUGGAACCUACUGGUCCCAGAGUCCCUUCGGCAUUACAUCAUCCCCACCAACCAGAUCCUCUUCAAUCAAAUCGGACAAGAUACCAUUGACAAUCUUUGCGUGCUCGAAGGCCUCACUGAGGGUGUCAUAAACAGAGUUCUGGUAUACGCUCUUGAAGGAAAAGCCGAUGAGCUCUUUGCGGACGUCGUGGAGCCAGAGAAACAUCACGAUGACUCGUUCCAGACACUUGUCCCAGGACACAUUCUGUCGACAGAAGAGGGCGCAGCGCUCGACCUCUUAUCCUUUCUCCAAGCUAGGUCAGUCGUAGCGCCAACCGAAGAACCCUCCAACACGCCAGCUCCGGAUACAGCAGGAACUGGAGCGACAGAUGCCGGAGCAGUGAUGGCCUGUACUCAAGGGGUUGACGAGGUGGGGAAAACUGACGCUGAGCAAGAAGCUCGUGAAGCUGAGAAGAAGAACCGAAAGGCCGACAAGAAGAAGCGUAAGAGUCAGAGAUACAAGCAAAACAAGAAGAUGAGGAAGUACGCAGAGGAAGAGGCAAAAAAGGCCCAAAUUGACCAAGAGGAUCCCCAUGAAUGCGAGGACUUGCCCGCAGCAGGGCCUUCCAUCGCACCUGCCCAGACCGGAACUUUGCACCAGUCGCAGCAAGAGUACACUGUGAUCCACGAACCUAUGACGCAAGGCGCCACUGUCGAGUCAAAAGAGGAGGGUCACCCCAUCGAGACUGACAAUGAGGGGAGCAAAGCUAGCAGCGCUGGUGAGGAUGACCACGCCGUUGAAGUGACGAGCCACCAAACUUGGUCACAUGACAGCGGAGAGUCACAGGUUGAGAAGUUCUGCGAGGUCGAAGAUGAGGAUCCAACGAAGGUUUCUGCAAAGCCUGAGACGCCAAUGAAGACCGCGGAAGAGAAAGGAGGCCCAGAGCAACGAGUCGAUUUUCCAGGUGGAUGCGAGCCCGUCUCAUACGAGGGAAUACCUUCCUCCAAACCUUCGGGCAAAGAAACCUUCCGAGCUGCCAGGUGGCGCCCGAGACGCAGUCGACCGCGUAGCCAAACCCUACCAGACAAUUGGCGCGUCCCAGAAUGCUGGAUAUACCCUUUUCACACCCUGAAGACAAUGCCUAUCCAGCCAGUCAGGGGAGCAAGAGAGCAGAAACCUCUGCCACCAGCAGGCCCAGCAUACGUGACCCAACAGGCACAGAACAUCACAAGCGCCCUUCCAAUGGGCCUCCUAUUACCACGACCGCAACCAAACGUCGGCCAGCUUCCCCCGAUCAAUGCGUUAUUGGACUGUGGACCAAUCCCUAGUCCGCCUGUCCCUUUCUUCACCCCAGCCAAUACGGUAUUCCGCAUCGCACCGGCCGCUAAUCAACCCCUUUCCCCUGCCAAUGGCUUGUUCCACGUCCUACCAGCCUUUGAUCGAUCCCUGCAGUUCUUCCCGGCCGAUGCGCUGUACCACAUCGCGGCGGAUGCUCCUCGGCGUCCUUUCUACAACGAACUGUCCUGGCAUGCAGCCGGCCCGCCUCUGGGUCAGCAGUAUCACCCAGUCCUGCUUCCACGCUGGCAGUAUUGCCCCGGUCCAUACUUCGACCCAGCUAUUGUUCACUGGCAAUAG